Molecule: messenger RNA, 1122 nt
Organism: Hepatospora eriocheir
Lineage: Eukaryota; Fungi; Microsporidia; Hepatosporidae
Source: the annotation of a GenBank genome assembly
AUGAUUUCAAAAAUAACGAAAAGAGAUGAUAAUACAUAUUACAUAAUACUAAAUUAUAAAGUAAUUGAAUUAAUUAACUAUAAAAUAAAGUCUAUAAACAAAGUAAAAUUAGAUGAAUUAAACGAAACUGAAGAUAAAUUAAAUGAAAUAAAAGUAAAUGAUAAAGUUUAUUUUAUAAAGAAUAAGCACUUAACUGAUAAUAAAGGCUUUUUAUAUAAAAUAUCUAAGAAGUAUUUUAUUAAAAAAUCUCAAAUUUAUUAUUUAGUUGAGAAUAGUACAAUUAAGUGUUAUGAUUUGUUAACUAAUACAGAUAGUGUUAUACUUAAAGAUAAAAACAUAAGUUUAUUUAAUGAUAAGUGUUAUGUUAAAAAGAAUAAGAUUAUUUUUUAUGAUGGAAGUAAGUAUAUUGAUUGGAGUGAUAGAAAGAUACUAGCAUUACUUGAUUAUAAAAGUAAUCUCAUAACAGUUACAAAUAGGAGUGUAUCUUUAAUAUCAACAUAUUCAGAUGAAAAAAUGUUUUUAUUUUCUAUAUUAGGAAAAUACAAACAUUCUCAGAUUGUUGAUAAUAUACUUUUUGUUAUAACAAAUUGUUUUAUUUAUACCUUCAAUUUAGUUGAUAAUAACACUCUUAAUACAAUAUUUAUACUUAACAUACAUAGUUUAGGUUCUGAAGUUAAGUUAAAUAAGCUAGUUAAAGAUAAAGAUUUUCUUGAAUAUCAAAAUGAAAACAGAGACAGUUUAAAUCAAUUAGAGAAUGUUUUAACUGAACAUAUUUUUAUAAAGAAUGAUAAUGAGAGUGAAAUAGUAAAUGUAUUUACAUAUGAAAACAUAAUAUUUUAUUAUUAUAACAAUUCAUUAUAUUCUUAUUAUGUAUUGCCAUCUAAAAGUUCAAUAGUAUCUAAAUUGAUUGUAAAAAAUGAUAAGUUAAUUAGAAUUGUUAAAUCAAAAAUAUUCGUUUAUGAUCUUUAUUUAAAUACUAUAAAGAGUAAUAAAACUUAUAACUGUACUUCUACAAAUUUGGAAAAAUUAGAAUAUAAGUUUAGAGAAAAUGAAUUAUUAAUUUCCAAAGAAGGAAAUGAUUACAAAAUCAACAACAUAGGAUUGUUAGAAAAAAUAAACUAA